AUGGCGGACCUCCUGCCAGACUCGGCACAGGAUUCCCUGUCAGCCUCUGAAGACGAAGACAUAGGACUUUUGGCUGCUUCAAAUCCACUCAGCAAGGGUAGGGCUGUGCCUUCCAAGAGACCCGAACCCCCCCUGGCUACUAAAGCGGAUCUCAAAAACAUGUUGUCAGAGCUCAAGGCCUUCUUUGCUUCGGAGUUGGCUGUGCUGAAGGAAGACCUCAACAAUCUAACAGGCCGGAUGAGGGCUACAGAGGAAGAUGUCCACGACCUAAAAAUUAAGAAAGACACCUAA
Pelobates cultripes (western spadefoot toad) is the source of this 291-nucleotide messenger RNA. The record is from the annotation of a GenBank genome assembly. Lineage: Eukaryota; Metazoa; Chordata; Amphibia; Anura; Pelobatidae.